This is a messenger RNA of Phytophthora nicotianae INRA-310, 1206 nucleotides long. RefSeq lists its product as hypothetical. The transcript has 4 exons. The record is from RefSeq and is a predicted model, not a curated record. Lineage: Eukaryota; Oomycota; Peronosporomycetes; Peronosporales; Peronosporaceae. The coding region runs from base 1 to 1206 and encodes 401 amino acids. Gene Ontology annotation, molecular function: protein binding.
AUGGGUCUUCGUACUGGUGCUACACCUCGUGGUGUUUGGUCUCCUGAGGCGAAUGCUCAGCGCCAAGUUGCUAUUGACGAUAGUUUGUCAAAAGCGAUACUAUCGUUGCCACCUACUCACGUUUUUCGACGCGAUCUACUCGCGUAUUGUACGCUACGCAACUUGAUUCCUCAUCCACAACUGCUCCCGUUGCACCCUGAUGAAGAAGAACGUCAAGGUGCAGCAUCCAGCGAGACAGCGGGGAUUAACAACGUCUACGACGUGAACGAAGUGGAGCAGAUUUCGAUCAAACAUUGGCAACUCGAUGACGGGAACUGCCGGGCCAUGUGCUACGCGCUCCCGCUCUCGAAAGUUCGUUCAGUCUGCCUCUUUAACGUAGGACUGAACAAGGAACAACUACAAUUAGUGUGCUCGACGAUACCGAAGACACACGUGACUGCACUUCAAUUGGAAUGGAAUUCACUACAUUCUACUGAAAGCAACGCAACUGAGGACCAUAGUCCUGAGCUGAGAGUGCAGGAGGAUCUCCAAUCAGGUGGAAAUGACUCAUCGGAGAUGUUUGCUCAGUUGUUAAGUGAGAGUUCUGCGUUGAUAUUCCUGUCGCUACGAGCGAACGGGAUAACCUCGAGAGGAGUAGUGGCACUUGCAAAAGCACUGCGCACGAAUAAGACACUUGAAGCUCUUAAUCUAUUCCAAAACUCCAUCGACGAUGCUGGUGCACGUGCCUUCGCCUACGCACUGCCGUUUAACACAACUCUUAAGACACUUUCACUUGCCAACAACAGAAUCUCCGGACGUGGAGCCAAGCUGCUGGUGGACGGGUUGACGAGAUAUGCCGCGCCACCGGAACUCAUCUCAGAACUUGAAGCAGCCGAAAGCCAAAUACACGCCCAGAUGGAGCAAGCAAAGAAAGCCAGGAAAAAGAUUGACCGCGCGACGGCCAUUGCACAGCUGGGUCUACCAGUCCUGGAGACAGUUGAUGGCGUACAGUAUGCCCCUGGUAAUUCCACAUUGAAGGAGCUCCUGCUUAGUGGAAAUGCUCAGAUUGGUCCCAAAGAUGUGGAAUCGUUGAGCGAAGCACUCGAACUCUUCCAGUCGAAACUGCAAACUCACCUGCGAUGUAUCAAGCUUCAGCGACUACUAAUGUUACACCAACACAAAGUACAAGAAUCACACCAGCACAUUUCUGAGUUCAUCACGUUGUGA